This is a messenger RNA of Rhineura floridana, 6488 nucleotides long. RefSeq names its product heparanase (gene HPSE). Gene Ontology annotation, molecular function: hydrolase activity, acting on glycosyl bonds. The transcript has 12 exons. Gene Ontology annotation, cellular component: membrane; extracellular matrix. The record is from RefSeq and is a predicted model, not a curated record. NCBI's taxonomy places the organism in Eukaryota, Metazoa, Chordata, Lepidosauria, Squamata, Rhineuridae. The coding region runs from base 78 to 1694 and encodes 538 amino acids.
UCGCCGGCAGCUGCAGCGGCCACCGAAGGGGGCGCCUUCUGACUCCCAGGCUCGCCAAGCCGGCGCUUUGAGCCAGGAUGCGGCUGCCGCUGUGGCUGGAGCUUCUCGGCUGGGCUCUGCUGUGCGGCGGCUCCUUGGCCGACCCCCGCCAAGCCGGUGGGGCCAUGCUGAGCUUCCAGCUGCAGAGCCCGCCAGUGAGGGAGGUCAGCCCGUUUUUCCUGUCUCUCACCAUCGAUGCCAGCCUGGCCGCGGAUCCCAGAUACAUCACUUUCCUGGGCUCUACGAAACUGCGCACACUGGCAAGAGGCUUAUCUCCUGGCUUCUUGAGAUUUGGUGGCACCAAAACAGACUUCUUGAUCUUCAGUCCUGAAAAGGAGCCGACACUGGAGGAAGAGAUUUUUCAGGAUUUGCUAGCAAAACAAGGUGGUGCAGCUGUCUGUGGAUUCAGAUCCACUCCUUUGGAUGUCAUAGAGCACUUGCAGUCUCAGUGGCCCUUCCAAGAGACGCUCAUCCUCACAGAAGAGCACGAGAAGAAGAACAAAAACACCACCAUUACACGAAGUACAGUGGAUAUUCUGUAUAACUUUGCACACUGUGCCAAUUUGCAUCUGAUAUUUGGACUCAAUGCCUUGCUGCGGAAAGAUAAUUCCAAGUGGGACAGCUCAAAUGCUCAGUUAAUUUUGAAUUAUACUGAUUCCCAGAAUUACGACAUGUCCUGGGAACUUGGAAACGAGCCUAACAGCUUCAGGAAGAAGUCUGGCAUUUAUAUCGACGGCUUCCAGCUAGGGCAGGACUUCAUACAACUCCGUCAGCUCCUGAAUAGCUACAGAAGCUAUAGAAAUGCCAAACUCUAUGGCCCCGAUGUAGGUCAGCCUCGAAAGCAUACUCAAAAAUUGCUGAGGAGCUUCCUGAAAUCAGGAGGAAAAGUAAUUGAUGCUGUCACGUGGCAUCAUUACUACUUGAAUGGUCGAACUGCUACCAGAGAAAAUUUCCUGAGCCCAGAUGUGCUGGAUACUUUCAUCACAGCUGUACAAGAAGAACUCCAGCUUGUUGAUGACAUUGUACCAGGCAAGAAUGUGUGGCUAGGAGAAACCAGUUCGGCCUACGGAGGUGGAGCUCCUCAACUGUCCAAUACAUAUCUCGCUGGUUUUAUGUGGCUGGACAAGCUAGGGCUGUCUGCCCAGCUGGGCAUUGAUGUGGUGAUGAGACAGGUUUUAUUUGGAGCAGGAACCUACCAUCUGGUGAAUGCCAGCUUUGAACCCUUGCCAGAUUAUUGGCUGUCGCUGGUAUACAAGAAACUAGUGGGAACCAAAGUCCUGCAUGUCAGCUUGACCGGUGAAGAUCCAAGGAAGCUUCGAGUGUAUCUUCACUGUACAAAUGUGCACCACCCAAAGUACAGAGAAGGGGAUGUCACCUUAUUUGCCUUAAACCUCUACAACAGCACAAAACACUUGCAGUUACCCUUUUACUUCUCCAAAAAGCAGAUAGAUGAAUAUCUCUUACUACCUUCCCGAGAAGGCAGCAUACUUUCCAAGUCUGUUCAGCUGAAUGGUCAUGUCCUCAAAAUGCUGGAUGAUAGAAUAUUGCCCACUCUCAGGGAGAAGCCUCUUAGUCCAGGAAGCCAUCUUGAGCUUCCAGCUUUUUCAUAUGGAUUCUACAUAAUAAAGAAUGCCAAAGCAAUGGCUUGCAUUUAGCAAGGCAGAGCACAUUCUCAAAGUCUACUUGAAGGCCAACAACUUGUAAGACUUUCAGCUGCUCUAAAUUUGCAGAAACAAAGCAAGUCAACAGUGAAGGGAAUAUCAUGAGCUUCAUUCUUCUCUAUGCCACCCGUUUUAUUUUAUUUCAACUUCUCAGCCUACACUUUGCAUUGCUGAACUUUGUUUCAACCACUGUUGUCCCAAGAAGGAAAGUUCUGCUUGAGGAUGGAUUCAGAUCAGAGAUGCCAUGAGGAUGGAUGUCAGACAGCAAGUUGAAAAAUUGGUGGCAUAGGUGGAUUAUGAGAAUGCUGAAGAUAAACAGGCAAAUGGACUAAUUGACAUUCAGAGACAUCAGGGUGAAGGACAACAGAAGAAUGAGCAAGCAAGUUCCAGGCACAGCCAAGGAGAAGUAUAAAAUAGGAACUGUUGACCAGCCUGCCUGGAAACCAUUUCCACUCCUUGUAAUAGGGCUGCUGGAAGGCUGGAGCCAAACAAAGCAAGCAACGCCAAUUAGUCUCGGGCAUUCUUGCAUUCAGUGGCAGGGUAAGGAUAAGGAGGGAUUCUUCUUCAUGGGUUCUUAUAGACAUUGGCUUUCUCCAUCAAUUGUAGUUAAGGAUGAGGGAGAAAUUUGAUUCGCUUUGCAUUUAAAGCCAAAUCUCUCAAAUACGCAUUUUCAGAAAAAUAUGAAAACAGACACAGCCAUCCUUCAAAAUUUGCACUUAUCCGAAUGUUGUGAUAUAGUUCUACAGCCAAAGAAUGCUUACAAAACUGCACAUAUGACAAACAAUGUGCAUAAAAAGGAAUAUAUUCAGGAAAAUAACAUACAAAAAUGCAUUAUAUGUGGGAGAAAUUGCUUGCGAAACAAUACAUUAGUCAAAACUGCAUACAAAAAUGUGUAUUAGGAGAAAUUUGCACUAAAGCUGGAGAAUUUUCAUGAGGCUUUUAAAAAAAAAUCACAAAUUGCUGCAGAAAUGUGGAGAACUGAAUUUAAGAUCGGGAAAAAACUGAGAAAACCAAAAUUGACAGGUCCUUCCAUCCCUAAUUGAAGUGCUUUUGCAAAUGUGUCUAAUACAUUCACAUGUAGGCAUGAUGGGUGCAGGCAAACUAGAUCUCAUCUAUGCCAGUCCCCGAGUUGAGAGCUGAUGGUCCAAACCUAGCAAUAGGAGCAACAUGGGAGAAAUAGCAACCAUCACAAAAUGAGCAAUGGUAGAGCCAAAUCCCAAUGACAACAGAUUCUCUCUUCUACUUAGCACUUUCUGGACACUUCUGGGUUUGAAGCUACUGUUGCUAAAGAAACUGAUCUAUAGAAGGUCCUGAUUUACUCUUUUUUUCCAAUACAUGUACAGUAAAACUUCAUUUUGGGACUUCAUUAUAGACAUAAGACCUACAACAAAAUGAUGCAGUGUGAAGCACUCCUGCUCAGGGUUCCAGACAUUCUGUUCACCUUUCCUAGUUUUCUAUUCCCCCCUCCCCCAACAUACACAGAGUUGGUCAACAUUCCAUGCUCCUUGAGCGUGUUCAGUCAUCAUUGGGCUGUUUUGGGAGGUGUAAAGAUUUUAUCAUACUUAUUUUGUACCUCUACAUCUGCUGAACUCCCUUUUUUCCAUGGGUGGUAUCAGUCUGACUACAUAAACCAGGGAUAGCCAAUGUGGUGCUCUUUAGAUAUUGUGGACUACAACUCCCAUCAGCCCCAAUCAGCAAGGGCAAUGGGAGGAAUUAUGGGAGUUGUGGUCCAAAACGUGGAGGGCACUGCAUUGGCUACCCUGGGCAUAAGGAAUAGCAGUCAAGAGAACUGAGAUUAUUAUCAGGUGACAAAACAGAAGGGCCAUAGCUCAGUGUGCUUUGCAUACAAUAAGUCCCCAGUUCAAUCCCUGGAAUCUCCAGCUAGGGCUGGAAAAGAUUUCUGUGUGCAACUUUGGAGAGCUGUUGCUAGUCAAGGCAGAUCAGGGGUUGGGAACCUGUGGCCCUUCAGAUGUUGCUGGACUCCAGCUCCCAUCGUCCCUGAUCCUUGGCCAUGCUGGCUGGGACUGGUAAGAACAUCUGGAAGCCACAGUUUUCCUACCCCUAGUGUAACCAUACUGAACUAGAUAGACCAAUUGUCAAACUCAAUAUAAUGCAACUUCCAGCGUUUCUAGAUUUUGGUACAAGGUCUGCCAAAAUGCAGUUCUAGACCACUUACUUUUACUCUGAUAUGCGUUUGUAUGUUUUUGGUAUUUACAUGUUUUGAAAUAAACUAAUUUAUAUUAAUUAUUUGCUGUUGCAAACAUUCAGCUUUUUAGUUGUCACAUAUCCUCAUCGUCCCUGGUGCUAAAGUAGCUGUUAGAUAAGCUUGGUAGUUUCAUAAGAGAAUAGAGAUGACACACAUAAAAACCAUAUAGCUCAACUCUGAGCAUUUUCAUAUAAGCAGGUUUAAGGCUCCAACUCUACGUACGCUUACUCUGAAUUUGAAACACACUUUGCUGGAUCAGACCAAAAGUCCAUUUAAUACUUCAAAAGGUGUUUUCCAACAGCGGCAAGCCAGAUGUCUCUGGACAUUUGCAAGCAGGAUGAAAAGUAAUCACUUUUCCCUGAUGUUUGUCCCCAGCUUGAGGUAUUUAGAGGUAUAUUUUGAUAUGCCAGUGGUUCCCAGCUUUUAUGAGUAAGGGCCCCCCCUUGUAACCUCACAAAUAUUUGUGACCCCCAUAUGCUAAGUGUUGUACUUUUACUCUCUUAACUGAAAAAAUACAUAAUGAAGCAUUAAAUGAUGUCACUUUUUAUUCAUCACAACAAAUAUGAUGGUGAUAUUACCUGCCCUUCACCAGAAGGUCCCAGAGCAGGUUACAGCAAUACAAGCAACUUUUAAAACAUGUUGAAGGAGAUACAAGUAAACCACCCAGAGUGGUGAACAGAGCUUGGUUGAUGCCAGGGCAUUUGAACUCUGGUUUUAAGUGUACCACCUGUAUACAAUUAUGCCUCCUUUUCAGUACUCAGCUCAGGAAGCUAAUAACAACAACAACAAUAAAUGUCUAACAGACAGAAUGCCAACAGGUGAAGCAUUCCCCAUAAUUGUAUUUCCAUACUAGAAAAGGCUUAAUUUAAUUUCUGUUUGCCUGCCUGCCAUACAGCUGUUAAAGGCAAAAGAGCCUUGCUCUCCCCCAAUACCAACCCUCACCCAUGCAAAGAACUCAAGAGUAAAAACAACAAAAUUUGGGCAAUGUAUUCUAAAAUAUUUUAAAAUAUAUUUGAAAUGAACAUGUGCAACUGUAUAAAAACACCCCAAAGCUUUGGUAAACAGCAACAAAAAUACACUGAGCACGUCCAAUUUCACAUUUUUAAAACUUACUUUACCCAUCCUUUUUUUGUUCACUUACUGCCUUGGGUUAGCCACUAACUCUCAACGUAACCUACCUCAUAUGGCUGUUGCUUCAUUGAAUUCUAUAGGAAUUCUAUAGGAGUGCAGCCUAAGUCCUUGUAAUUUAGACAUAUUUUACUUCAUUUAACCAGAAUGAUGCAUUUUUAUACUAUCACGCCCCAUGUUCCCCCCACUCCCCCCCAUUAGUAGAACAGCUUCAACAUUAUCUUAGUCUGGUCUGAUUACUGCGAUUUGAUUUACCUGGGAGUAAGCCCCAUUAAAUAUGAAACUUACUUCUGAGUAGAUAUGUAUACAUUGUACUAUAAGUUAACUAUACAGUGAAUUUUUAAUGAGUGCCCAGGUGUGUAUUCAUGCGGGGAUGCUCUGGAACUCUGUCUCGUUACUUUUUUAGCAAGCAGCCCCCUCCCAGGGCCCUUCUGUCUCUACAGCCAGAGCCAAUCAGCUUGAUCGAUCUUCCCUCACUGCCACUGACAAAAGGGGAGGGAGAGGAGCUGCAGGUUAAAUAAGCCCAGCAGGCCCCCUCUCCUGAUGCACUCACUCGAGUGCUAUGCUGCUCAGCUCUCUGUGUGGUGGAAACUAACUGUGCUAGCUGGAAGGAAGGGGAGGCAGAAGCAGCUGCAUGCGCAUGCAGUGCAGACUCACAAAUUGGUGUUACACAGAGUAACCAUUAAUUAUUUUAAAAAAUUAAUAAAUAAUUCUCCUUUUGGCUAUUUGCAACUCCCCUGGGAUGACUUUGCAACCACCAGGUUGGGAACCACUGGCCUAUGCAAUAUCUUUUGCAGGGAUAACCCAUGACAUUUUGACCCCACACAGUGAGAAAAUCCAAAUGAACCAUCGUCACCUUUGUCAAGAAUAGCUAAGUUUGGUCAAGCUAAAAUCGCUCAACCAGAGAGAAUUCUGGGGGAUUUGUUGAAAGACCUCCGGGAUACUCUGUGUGGGCGAAACCCAAGUGUUUUAGUGCCAGACAGCUGCAAAUUGCUAAUGUCAAGAAGAUGCAGCUGAGCCUUAUCUGUUAUCCCUUAUCUGCUUCUUGAGAUCAAAGUCAGGAGUUUGGGUAUUGCAGAUCAGGGACCGCUUGGUGUGAACUGUCUAGCCCUCCUUAUCUCCAGAGAAGGUGAUCAUGGAAGGCUGGCUAAUCCUGGCUAAUUGGCCCCCUCCCUGUUGCCAGCUAAACCCCAUAAAAUGAAGGGUGAUCCUUCAGUUACUUGUUCCCCCAUUUCAUCUAUCUCGAUUUGUCUAUGGAUCUCAGUAAAAGCCUUCGGCUAUCAGACUAUAAAGUAUUAGCUAGGAUAGGUAAGCUUUGUUAUUUUCUUUGUCUGUUUGGAUCUCUCACAGUGUUAUGUAAAUGUAUCUCUUGCUCAGCCCAGUUGAGGGUAAUUGGCUUUCAAGCAAAGUAAUGCUGCUCUCUUUGUUACAUGUAGCUUUCUUUUCUUUUUAAA